This is a messenger RNA of Oldenlandia corymbosa var. corymbosa, 2365 nucleotides long. The record is from the annotation of a GenBank genome assembly. Lineage: Eukaryota; Viridiplantae; Streptophyta; Magnoliopsida; Gentianales; Rubiaceae.
AUGUAUCAGCUUGCAGAGGAAGAAGAAGUUCCAGUUUCUGAUUUACGAAACAUAACCUACAAGGAUGAGAUAGACUCUUUUAGAGCUCUUGCUGGCGAACAAAAUGCUGACACCCUGAAAACUUUUCUAGACCAAAUCUGUUCUGGGGUUGAAGCUGAUAUUGAACCUAUCUUACUUAACCCUAGUUCUGAUAAGGCUCAUCGCACGGCAGUGCAUAACUUUUUCAAAGAGAGAUUGAAACUCCUUGUUACUGACACAGUGGAUGGACCUGAUGCUUCAACAAAAUGCAUUCGAGUGAGACUAAAUGUUGGAAGGAAUCUGAAAGGACAGCGCUGCAAGAAGAGAAAAGAUAGAGAUGACAAACCAUAUGACAGUAGAGGUUCGGCUAAUUGGCCAGAGUCCCUUGGAAAAUUUCUUCGGUUCCAUCUGUACAAGGAGAACAAGGAAACACAGGAGGCAAUUGGGCUUAUUGGAAAAAUGCUCGGCGUUCAGCCCAGAUCCUUUGGAUUUGCUGGUACAAAAGACAAGCGCUCCGUUUCAACUCAAAGGGUAACUAUUUUUAAGCAGCGAGCAAGUAGACUAGCCUCUCUUAAUGAAAGACUAAUUGGCAUCAAAGUCGGAGACUUCUGCCACGUUGAUGAAGGGCUUACUCUUGGGCAGCUCCAAGGAAAUCAUUUUACAAUUACAUUAAGAGGAGUGGUUGCGGAAUCUGAAGAUAUUAUACGAGCAUCUGCAAAUGCUUUGGGAGAACUUGGAUUUAUCAACUAUUUUGGUUUGCAGAGAUUUGGUAGUAGUUCUGUUCCCACCCACCUUAUUGGUGCUGCUUUACUACGCGGGGAAUGGAAGAACGCUGUCAGCUUGAUCCUUGAUCCAAGAGUAGGAGAUAUCCUUUACAUGCUAUCUUUCUUACAAAGGGAUGAUAUAAAAAGAGUAAGGGAACAUUAUAAGGAGACUGGUGAUGUUGAAGGGACCCUGAGGCAACUACCACGUCAUCUAGUUGCUGAAAAGGCAAUACUUCAGUGCUUAAAAAGAAGUCCAGAGAACUACUUACAAGCUCUGAAAGCUAUACCAAGGACACUUAGAAUGAUGUACGUACAUAGUUACCAAAGCUAUAUAUGGAACCAUGCUGCUAGCAUGAGGGUGCAAAAGUAUGGAAUUGACCGUGUUGUGGCGGGAGAUCUCGUGUAUUGCAAAAAACAAACAAUAGAUAAAGAACUCGUUGAAAAUUAUUCUGAAUGUGAACUUCCGAAUGAUUCCAAUGAUCGGGAAGACGUAGAUGCUAUCUCUGAGAUCGAUCUUCCAGUAGAAAAAGAAACUUCAGUAAAGGCAAGUAUUCGGGGUCUCGUGAUCUAGUAACCGAUACUUUAGUGGUCGUUCAAGUAAAAACUGACUUGUGCUGACUGAAGAAGAAGUAGUUUCUGGAAUGUACACAAUACAUGAUGUUGUCCUUCCUUUGCCCGGGUAGGGAGGGUGUUUCAUCAUUUUGCACUUCACUACUGCUUUCAACUAAUCUGUGCUGUUUUUAAACUCAAAAUUUUGUAAUUUCAGAUCGCGGGUUAUUUAUCCAUCUAAUGAUAUUGGAGAUUGUUAUCAUAGCUUGUCGAGCAAGGUGUGUUAUGUUGUUCAUCUUUAAUUAAUGUUGGCAUUGUACUUUGGUGAUGGGUACAUGAUGUUAUUUGUCUGUUUGGAAGUACCCAACCUAAAAGCCAUUCUCUUGCAUGGUUUAAAGUCAUAAAUGAUGAACUCCAUACUUCAUUUAUAAAUUAAGUUUCCAGAACUAGCGUGAAAAGCUCGUUAGAUGCUGCACCUUCCAAAAAUGAUUAAGACUAACAAAGGUGAGGGAUACGAUGAUGAAUUUAUCUUGUUAACGUUUCCCAUAAACCGUGUAUGAGUGUCAAUCCGUGUUGUGGGUCUUGUCCAUGAGUGUCUGCUGAUGAAACUGGAACUUGGUUGAUUAUUGAUAGAUGGACAUGAGAUAACAUUUGCUAUUGUGAAAUUAAUUAAUCUUUUAUUAAGGUUAUAUCUUUCUUGUAUAUUGAUGUCAUUGAUCUCUGUUUCUUGAUCAAAUCCAUUCCUCUUAAGCUUCAAUGAUGUCUGCAUCACUCUCUCUUCAUAUGUUUUAUGUUUUUGUAUGUGUUUGUAUUGUACAUAAAAGUCAACAUACAAAAAUUUUACUGUAUUGACGCAUUCCGACACUGGUGUUAUCUCCUGAAUAGAAGAGUCCAUGUGACUCCAUUUGUCAUGUUUUCUUGUUCUCUAAUGGAAUGUUGUUGUUGCCAGGAUUCUAUCAACUUGACUGAAAGCGUGCACAAUGUCAAGUAAGUUAUAUUUUUUGUUUUAAGGUCAUGAAGUACAUUACGUCUUA